AGUGGACUGAGCGUCCGAGUUGGAUUGAACAUAUUUUGAACCAAUUGAACCACGAUUUAAGGAAUAUAGAAGGUGCCUUUAUAGUUUAUAGUUGUCAAACAUAAACAUGGCUAAGUUCGAUUUGACGAGUAAGAUGACGAAAUACCUGGACCGGCAUUUGGUAGCUCCACUGCUGGAAUUCUUAUGGGCGAAAAAGAUCUACAAUGAGAAUGAAAUUUUGCAAGCCAAAUUGGAUAUUCUUAAUAAGACUAACAUGAUGGAUUAUGUUAUUGAAAUUUACAAACAGUUGAAUCCUGAUAAAGAAGUACCAGAGGAAAUGAAAACAAGAAGAGAUCAAAUUGUGUCACAGCUUAAUCAAUUUCAAAGUGAGGUUGAUGUUGUGAUGAAUUUUCUCAAAGAUGAUAAAGUCAUGAAAAAUAUGGAAACUAUGAGGGAUCCUAAAACAUUAUCAUCAUAUUUGACCAGUGAAUUCAACUUUAAAGUAGAAAUGAUGGAAAGUAUGUACAAAUUUGCUAAGUACCAUUAUGAUUGUGGAAAUUAUGCUGGUACGACAAGUCAUUUAUACUUUUAUUUAUUAGUUAUGUCGCCUUCUGACAAGAACUAUUUGAAUGUUCUUUGGGGAAAACUAGCAUCUGAAAUUCUUAUUCAAAACUGGGAAACUGCUCUGGAAGAUUUAAACAAACUGCGAGAGUACAUUGAUUCCAAUACUAAUGGUUCUCCUUUACAUUUGUUACAACAACGAACAUGGUUAAUUCACUGGAGUCUAUUUGUUUUUUUCAAUCAUGUUAAGGGACGUGACCUUAUUAUUGAUAUGUUUCUGUACAGGCCAAACUAUUUAAAUGCUAUUCAAACCAUGUGCCCACACAUUCUUCGCUACUUGGCCACUGCAGUUAUUAUCAAUCGUUCAAGAAGAGCAGCUAUGAAAGAUCUUGUCAAGGUUAUUCAACAAGAAUCAUAUACCUACCGUGAUCCUAUAACUGAACUUCUAGAAAAUCUCUACGUUAACUUUGAUUUUGAAGGAGCUAGAGACAAAUUACACGAAUGUCAAAUUGUUCUUUUUAAUGACUUCUUCUUGACUGCAUGCCUUGAUGAUUUUGUAGAAAAUGCUCGUUUGAUGAUUUUUGAAACUUUUUGCCGUAUUCAUCAGUGUAUUAGUAUUGGUAUGUUAGCUGAAAAGCUUAAUAUGAACCCAGAAGAGGCUGAGUGCUGGAUUGUGAACCUAAUCAGGAAUGCCAGGUUAGAUGCAAAGAUUGACUCAAAACUUGGACAUGUUGUUAUGGGAACACAACCUUUGUCGCCUUACCAACAGCUUUUAGAGAAAAUAGAUACAUUAUCAGUACGAUCAGAAGCACUACAACAACUCAUCGAAAGAAAAGUCAAAGCUAAAACUCAAGAACAAGAUCCACUUUGGUACAAUCCCUGAAAAGCUGUUAACAAUGAUGAGAUAUCAACAUGUGUUUUUUUUCAAUAAAACAAGAAUAAUAUUAUUCAUGAAAUGUUAUUUUAUUUAUUUAUUUUUAAUUAUUUAAAUAACAUUUAAAUCAUUUGCUGAA
Messenger RNA from Rhopalosiphum maidis (corn leaf aphid), 1553 nucleotides. RefSeq names its product eukaryotic translation initiation factor 3 subunit E-like. The coding region runs from base 107 to 1423 and encodes 438 amino acids. Gene Ontology annotation, molecular function: translation initiation factor activity. NCBI's taxonomy places the organism in Eukaryota, Metazoa, Arthropoda, Insecta, Hemiptera, Aphididae. Gene Ontology annotation, cellular component: eukaryotic translation initiation factor 3 complex; cytoplasm; nucleus. Gene Ontology annotation, biological process: translational initiation. The record is from RefSeq and is a predicted model, not a curated record. The transcript has 10 exons.